GGGUGGAGGACCGACUCUUCUGCCUCUCCUAGCGGACAGCUGGACUCCUUUCCUCCGGGAGAAUGAACGUGACGGCCGCGGCGGCGGAGGGCUGCUUCCUGUCCGCCCUGCAGCCCAACUCCCCCUGCACCACGUACGCGGUCCCGGCGGACGGGCCGUGUCUGGACCCGCUGGCCAAGGCUCGGAGGGUCCGGGAGCAGGUCCGGACCCGGCUGGCCGAGAGGAAGUCCUCCUCCCUGACCCGGCUGGACGACUCCCGGCUGGGGGCCACAGAUUACAGCCUUCCUGAAGUGAAGAGCCACUCUCAUGGUUUCAGUUCCAGGUCCAUGAUACACACACCCAGUCGCAUUAUGUCUGUGCCCACAGCUCCCCUCCACUCCUCUGGGUUCUCCUCUCGCUCCGCGGCUGAAAGCAGUUCCAGGGUGACGCACAAAGAAAGCAGCAUGGUCCAGAGCAGCGUGCAGACGUCUCAGCACCACAGCAGGAGCCGGCGCUCCAAGUCCCUGUGCCAGGGGGAGCAGGAGGUCCUCAUCCCCAUCACCGUGUCGGCCCCCCCAGAGAACGGCUCCGUCCCGUUCGCCGCGCCCGGGCCCGGAAGCCUCCGCCGCAGCCUCAGCGGGAUCCUGGCCCAGGACAGAGGUUACUGGCAGGAGGAGGCGGUCCCCUCGCAGUACACCUACAAAGGCCCCUCGCAUCGCACCAUCAGCCGCAUCACCAACAGGCAGCAGCACUGCCAGCAGCAGAGCUCCGCCUUCGGCCAGGAGGGCUGGGUGGGGAACGGCCGGGGCCUGUCCGCCGCGGGGGACAGCUGGGGGGCGCAGUGGCAGCACACGUCCCGGACCAGCCACGCCGCGGGGAGCUCGCAGUACACCCCUCUGCAGCGCGCCGCCUCGCUGCGCAGCCUGAGGAGCGUCGGGAAGGGAGUGGACGUCCUGGAAGGAGCCUCAAUACACAGCAACGACCCCCUGAGGGAGUUACAGAGUCUGGACAUGCCGACAGCUGUUACGUAUCUGUCUGAGGCCGACACAGCUCUGCAAGUGGUGGGAGCCGCGUACAUACAACACCAGUGUUACCAUAGCAACGAUGCUAAGAACGAGGUUCGUGUUCUGCAGGGGGUUCCAGCUCUGGUGCGUCUUUUCUCCAGCGAGAACUCGGAAGUGCAGCGUUACGCUACCGCCGCCACGCGGAACCUCAUCUAUGAAAACGCCGAAAACAAGGUGGCCCUCAUCAGCUCUGGCGGAUUGACGCCUCUGGUUAACAGCCUGAACCAACCUGAUGAGGAGCUGCAGAAGUCUGUAACAGGUAUCCUGUGGAAUCUAUCCUCCAGAGACAACCUGAAGGAGAAGCUGUGCGUUGAGGCUUUACCACUGCUGACGAAGAAGGUUCUGAUUCCUCUGAGCAGGAACUUUCCUCUCAACCCAUCCGAGAGAGACAUCUUUUACAACACAACCGGCUGCCUCAGAAACUUGAGCUCGGUGAACCAGAGAACGAGGCAGAAGAUGAGAGACAUGCCAGGACUGCUGGACUCGCUGGUGUCCUACAUUCAGCAGGAAGAGAGAACAGAUGAUAAGGGAGUUGAGAAUUCUCUGUGCAUAAUGAGGAAUCUGUCGUACCAGCUGUACACGGAGCUUCCCCCCUCCGCCCGGCUCCACCUGGACGGCCCCGUCAGGUCCUCCGCUCCCCGGGAGGUCGACACCAUCGGCUGCUUCUCGCUGUACAGCAAAAGAAAACCCGAGCAGUCCAGCCUGAGCGUCCCCACGCUGGCCCAGCCCAAAGGCGCCGACUGGCUCUGGCACCCCAAAGUGUUGGCGCUGUACAAGCUGGUCCUGCAGAACGCAGAGAGCAGCUCCACCGGCCGGGCGGCGGCCGCGGGAGCCCUGCAGAACGUCACGGUGGGAGAAGGCCGGUGGUCGGCGCUGCUGAGCGGCGUGGCGCUGGAGCAGGAGAGGAUGCUGCCCGUCCUCCUGGACCUGCUGGACACCGACAACGACCUGGAGCUGAGGCCUCUGACCGGCCUGCUGCGGAACCUGGCCCGGCACUGCAGAGACAAGGAGCGCAUGGCUAAGACCUCGGUGAGCGUCCUGGUGUCCAAGCUGCCCGGCGACGGCCACCAGAACACCCUAUCCAGCGAGGUGGUCGUCAACAUCUGCGGGACCCUCAAUCACCUGGUCUCCGGAAGCUCCCUGGCAGCCCGCGACGUGGCCUUCUUCAACGGCCUCCCGAAGCUGGUGGGGAUCAAGACGUCCCACGACCACAGCUCCGGGAGCCUGAAGGCUGCCAAGGCGGCGUCCACCGUCCUCUGCAACAUGUUCCAGUACAGCAAGCUGCACCGAGACUACCGCCUGAAAGGGUUCACCAAGCAGGACUUCAGUGACGCCUCCAUCUGAGUUCUUCAAACCCAGACGUGCUGCUGCGAGACGGCUCUGAACCCACACCGAGUUAUCGCCCUAGCCUGACGUUUACCAGCCUGUUCUAGAGAAAUAGACCCAGACGACGCAGAGCUCUUAACCCUGUACAGCGUUUUCUAGUUUUAUAGGAGAGUGAAUGUGAGAUUUGUGACCAGCAACACACUGAAUGUACGUCCAAAGUGCCUUCGAACCAGCGAUUGUACGGACUGACAGGAGAACGGUGAUUUCACAGUAAAAGACAAAAAAAACAUGCCCGGAAGAAGCUGAGUCAGGAAGAAGCUUUUAGUUUUGAUCUGCCUCGAUUAUACAGAUGAAAACUAUUCAACGUUCAGAGAGUGAUCGGAGUGAGCGAGGGCAGAAGUGAUCCACAUGUGGGGUUGGUCUGGAUCAGGAUUAAAACUGGAGUGACUGAUAGCGUCCUUUAAGAUGUGAAUGUGAAUCUUUGAUACUAAACUAACUUGGAGAAAACCAGCAAGCCUGAAGCUGUUUGUAGCCGUUAAAGUGAUCACACGCCGUACUGCUCAUCCACCAUGUCUGUUCGUUUAAUGUUUAGUGUGUCGGAGUCGUGUGAAGAAGAAGUUCUGCUUCGGUUUGACAGAAUGUCUGAGCAGUUUGAAGGGAAACAGCCUCACAGGACCGGCGGCUGGCAGAAUUAUCGACACCUCCAAACUUCACGUCGUUUCUUCGUUUCUGGUCCUCUCAGUUUGUUUGUGCCAAUAAUUCUGCGGUCUGCGGCGUCUGUGAUCACAUUUCAGAGCACCGAGUGCUUCGUCAGAAGGUUUUAAUGUGUUUUAUUCUCAUUUCCGUCACUGAGUCGUGUUGCCUGCCUUCUGUUUUGUAACGGAGUCCCAAACCAGCCGACUGGCUGGAUUAACACUUUGCUCCAGUUGUAAAAUGUGUGAAUGUUCCUUUAAACUGAGUGUGUAUGACUGUGAUAAUCACAAUAAGCAGUGUUCAAAUAGUAUUAAUCCCAAUAAAUAA
Salarias fasciatus (jewelled blenny) is the source of this 3389-nucleotide messenger RNA. RefSeq names its product plakophilin-3-like. Lineage: Eukaryota; Metazoa; Chordata; Actinopteri; Blenniiformes; Blenniidae. The transcript has 13 exons. Bases 63 to 2387 code for a protein of 774 amino acids. Gene Ontology annotation, cellular component: nucleus; adherens junction; plasma membrane. The record is from RefSeq and is a predicted model, not a curated record. Gene Ontology annotation, biological process: cell-cell adhesion. Gene Ontology annotation, molecular function: protein binding.